AUGGAGGAGAUAGACAGGCUGCUCUCCACCAUCGAGCUUGACGAGUACACCAUCAAGGAAGUCCAGAAUGGUUGGGAGACGACCGAGAAGCGGUUGGGCGGUCCAAAGGCAGCCGGUGAGGAGGUGUUUACGAAGUUGAGGAACGAACUUCCAAAGACGCAGGGGAUGCUCACACGAUCCAGCACCGUUUGGCAUCUCCUGUCGGAGUUGCUGCAAUCCCUUGGGCAGCCCAAGGUGGUUCAGAAGCGCCUGGAGUACAGCGCCCUGCGCCACAUGAAUGCGGACAUCACCACGGCCGACGUCGAGAUCUUCCGCAACAUCCUGUUUGAAGUUUGUGCCUCGAAGCUGGGUGGCUUGAUGACUCCAGAGUUCCAGUUUGGCCUGGGUCAGAUCGUUGUGGCCGUGGGCACUUCCCUGGCCAAGACCCAUGCGCACUAUGCAAAGCGGCUUCAUUUGCUGACAUCUUGCUGGAAGGAAGUGAAUGUGACCGAGGACGACACCCAAGAGCAACAGGGCCCCGUGUCUCGGCAAAAUUCAGAGGAGCAAGACAAGCCGGCAGGGGAGGAGGAAGAUGCGACAAAGGACAAGUCCGAGCAGCAGGCAAAGGAAGCUAACAUGGCCGGGGAUGGUGCAAAAGAUGUGGAGAAGGGUGAACAGGAGCAGGGAGAUGAAAAGCAUGGAGCGUGGCAGGACAACUCCAACCUGAACAUUCCAAAGACCUUUGCAGCAAUGGCUCGGUUCAAU
Molecule: messenger RNA, 744 nt
Organism: Symbiodinium necroappetens
Lineage: Eukaryota; Dinophyceae; Suessiales; Symbiodiniaceae
Source: the annotation of a GenBank genome assembly